Nymphaea colorata (pocket water lily) is the source of this 2303-nucleotide messenger RNA. Its product is annotated as bifunctional adenosine 5'-phosphosulfate phosphorylase/adenylylsulfatase HINT4. The record is from RefSeq and is a predicted model, not a curated record. The transcript is spliced from 7 exons. NCBI's taxonomy places the organism in Eukaryota, Viridiplantae, Streptophyta, Magnoliopsida, Nymphaeales, Nymphaeaceae. The coding region runs from base 67 to 507 and encodes 146 amino acids. Gene Ontology annotation, molecular function: catalytic activity.
CGCCAAUGAGGGCAACAUUUGAGAGACAGAUACAGUACCAAACCGUCGUCCCGGAGACGUUGGAAGAUGGCGAGCAACAGCGGCUGUCUCUUUUGUCAAAUCGCUCGCUCUGCUACUGCAACGAAGCUUCUCCAUGACGAUGGGAAAGUGGUGGCAUUUGAAGACAUCAAUCCUUCUGCGCUUAGACACUAUUUGGUUAUCCCGGUGGAACAUAUUUCAACUGUGAAGGAUCUUCAAAGGAGAGCAGAGGAUUACCUUUUAGUUAGUCACAUGUUGGAAGUUGGCAAAGAGUUAUUGCAAAACAAUGCACCUGAAGCUGUAAAGCAUAGGUUUGGUUUCCAUCAUCCACCAUUCAAUAGUGUGGAUCAUCUUCAUCUCCACUGUUUAGCACUGCCUUAUACAUCAAGAUGGAGACAUCUCAAAUAUUUAUCGUGGAGACCCUAUGGCUUUGUAGAGGUGGAGAAGCUACUGGAGAAGAUAAAGCCAUCGACACCAAUACAAAUUUGAUGUUUUGGAGUCCUUAUUUCCUCAUGAAUCUUCGAUGCGAUAGCAGCAGCUGAAUAGCGUGAUGGAGCCGCUUUCGUACCCUUCAAAAUCAUAAGGAGUGGCCCUCAGUAUGGUCACAACCUGCUCCUAUGUUGAGGACCUGUCAUCUCUAAGAUGGAUGGCCCUCGUGGGACCAUGCACCAUGCCAUAUUAUUGUCCUUCACGUCAUUGCUUCAUCUUUGUUGGUCGAUGGACUCGAGUCUUCUUCUUUCACUGUGAAAACACUUUUGAGAUAUUUUUGUUGCAGUCACUCCACCAGUGAGUCCGCUUCCCCUUCAGUUAAAAUCUCUGCAAGUUGCUAGUUAAAUAUGAGUAGGGUGGUAGGCCGAAUACUCAUGUAAUAAUGCUGUACGUGAGUCCUACGCGAGGUGUGCAAUUGCCGUAUGCCUCAAGGCCAUAGACUGCAUUUUAUUGUGCAUUCAAGUGUGCUGCAUUUUAUUGGGCAUUCAAGUAUAUGCAGUAAUGACAUAAAUACGUGUUGUUGCUUGGGUAGCAUUCCUGGCUUAUUGGUGAGCUUUUCAUACAUGAUAGUAAUGGGGGGCUUCAUAUGUAUGAAACUUUGAUGGUUUCGGUAGAUUUGUGCAAGAUGUGCCCACAGAUGAAGAUUAAGAUAAGUAGCUUCUUUCUUCCCUUUGUAGAAAAUUUCAGUCCAUUGUUGUGAUUGGUCUCAACCGUUCAAUUUGAGGGCCGUUCAUCUUAAAGAUGGAUGGUGACGUGGUGUUGUGGGUCGCAAUGUCUGGAUCUGGCCUCCUAUGGAAUCGGAUCCGGUAAGGCAAGGUUUUGGUUUCAGCCGGGGUUGGCCCAGGAAUCUGGCAAUAUGGGCCUGUAGUGACAUGUUUGGUUAGUUGACCAUGCCCCAGCAGGGGUAGUAGCCAACAUGAUGCCUGGCCCGGCAAUUGGACGUGAUUUGUCCGGGUCGUGGUAAUUGGUUGAUCCUGGAUCUGACCCAAAUAGGCAGCUUUCUUUGAGGGGAGUCGGUGGAAGACGAAGGAAAGGAGAUGCACGUCAUGUUUGACUCUGAAUAGAGUCGCUUUGUCCUUUUCCCUUCCACCGUACAAAUUUUAAAAUCCGGAGAAAGAAGCUUUUUUCUAUUUCUUCAUUUUUUAAAUGUUUAUUUUAUUAAGGUGAAUGCAAUUCCGAUCAUAUCAUGCCAAAAGAGACGUACCCCUAUACUAUACGCCCUUGUGAGCAUUGAACUAUAUUGACUACAUUGAGCAUAACUAUUCAACUCUUGUCGGAAUCUUUGUUUAGUUUGUGAAAGUAGUUGAACGAUUUAAAUAUUGAUUUUUAAGCAUUUAUUUUUAUAAUAACUUUGUGAUUGAUGGAUAACAAGAUGUCAUAUAUAAAAUUCGUUCUUUGAAAAUUAAGUAUGAUUUGUUAUUCUUUUUUCUUGAGAAAUAGCUUUACAUAAUAUACUUGUGGAAUUUAUUAAAUGGUUCAUAACCUAACCUUUAUGUUUGUUCAAUUCACAUAUUUAGAUAUCUAGUUCUUAUAAAUGUAUAAAGUAAGUAAAUAAGCGGAGUUAGACAACGGCCAUGUGUUGGCUGGUGCCUCGUAAGCUUAUUUACUUUAACGGGCGAGCUAAAUCUACUUAAGUUCACACAGUUGUACUCUGUAUACGUGUGUGUCUGUGAACUUUGUUUUCUUUUUUUACUGAUUCAUUUGGGGUCUACCAACGCGUAAAUGAACCUUGGUGUUUGAAAUCUCUUUUGAUUUUGUAUGAAUGAUUUUACUGUUAGAAAUUGACAAGUUUCACU